GGCAUUAUAAAGAGCGCCACGAGUCGGCAUUGUCAGGCGGCGGCACUGUGUGGGCCCAAGCGGGUCUUUUAGUCGGUGGGUUCCGUGCAGCGGUGGCCGAGGAGGGAGCGCGCGAGGUUGCGGCCGCCUCGUUGGCGCAGAGAGGGGAGACCGGGCAGCGCGAGCUCGAGCUCGGCCGAGUCCAGCGGCACCUUCCCGGCGGGUGGGGACGAGCGGGCCUCGCGGCGUCAUCGGCGGCGAGGAGCCGCUGCACCCCGGUCUAAUGUCGGAAGCAGGUGAGGAGCAGCUCAUGGAGACGACGGGCGCUACUGAGAACGGGCACGAGGCCGCCCCCGAAAGCGAGUCGCAAGCCGGGCCCGGCAGCGGGGCCACGGCGGGCGCUGGGGGCGGGAGCGUGGCGCCCCCGGCCGGCAACCAGAACGGCGCCGAGGGCGACAAGAUUAACGCCAGCAAGGAAGAAGAGGACGCGGGAAAAAUGUUCGUUGGUCACCUGAGCUGGGAUACUAGUAAAAAGGACCUAAAGGAUUAUUUUACCAAAUUUGGAGAGGUUGUUGACUGUACAAUAAAAAUGGAUCCCAACACUGGCCGGUCAAGAGGGUUUGGGUUUAUUCUGUUCAAAGAUGCAGCCAGUGUGGAGAAGGUCCUAGACCAGAAGGAGCACAGGCUGGAUGGCCGUGUCAUUGACCCCAAAAAGGCCAUGGCCAUGAAGAAGGAGCCUGUAAAGAAAAUUUUUGUGGGGGGUCUGAAUCCUGAAGCCACUGAGGAGAAAAUCAGAGAGUACUUCGGCGAGUUUGGGGAGAUCGAGGCCAUUGAUCUUCCAAUGGAUCCAAAGUCAAACAAAAGACGAGGCUUUGUUUUUAUCACCUUUAAAGAAGAAGAGGAACCUGUGAAGAAGGUUCUAGAGAAAAAAUUCCACACUAUCAGUGGAAGUAAGUGUGAAAUCAAGGUGGCUCUGCCCAGAAAAGUCUACCAACAGCAGCAAUAUGGCUCUGGGGGCCGCGGAAACCGCAACCGAGGGAACCGAGGCAGUGGUGGUAGUGGAAGUGGAGGAGGUCAGAGUCAGAGUUGGAAUCAGGGCUACGGCAACUACUGGAACCAGGGCUACGGCUACCAGCAGGGCUACGGGCCCAGCUAUGGCGGCUACGACUACUCGCCCUAUGGCUAUUACAGCUACGGCCCCGGCUACGACUACAGUCAGGGUAGUACGAAUUACGGGAAGAGCCAGCGACGUGGUGGCCAUCAGAAUAACUACAAGCCAUACUGAGGUUUCGGCAAGAGUGCCCGUCUGACCGCACACGCUUUGUUUGGAUAUUGAGUGAACACAAUUAUGUACCAAAUUUAACUUGGCAUACUUUCUAUGGCCUGUCCCAUGUGCAUCUUAUUUAAAAAAUUCCCCCCCUCCCCCCGAAAUCACUCUCUUGUUUACUAUUUCCAGAGCUCUACUUGUUUUAGGCAGUGUGUGGUGUCUCAGGCCAGAGUGGCUUUGUGGGCAGAUUUUAUUACUGGGUUAUCCAAAACCAGGUGGGAGGGUCAGUUUCCUGCUGCCGCUCUGCAGCCUGGACCUGUGGACCCUGGUUGUAAAGAGGUCUAUCUUAGAAAACCAAUGUCACCUUUUUUUCACCUUUUAAUUUUAUAUUAUUUGUGUCAUACAUUUCCUGUAAUGGAAGUGUUAAUUUUACUGUACUUUUUGGUACCUUUUGGGAAUCUAAUGUAUUGUAAGGUAUUUUACACGUGUCCUGAUUUUGCCACGACCUGGAUAUUGAAGCUAUCCAAGCUUUUGAAAUAAAAAUGUAAAAACCCCCAAGCCUGGGUGAGUGUGGG
Molecule: messenger RNA, 1821 nt
Organism: Molossus molossus (Pallas's mastiff bat)
Lineage: Eukaryota; Metazoa; Chordata; Mammalia; Chiroptera; Molossidae
Gene: HNRNPAB
Product: heterogeneous nuclear ribonucleoprotein A/B
Exons: 8
Coding region: 263-1264 (333 amino acids)
Biological process (GO): regulation of gene expression
Cellular component (GO): nucleoplasm
Molecular function (GO): RNA binding
Source: RefSeq, a predicted model, not a curated record